Paramecium pentaurelia is the source of this 2507-nucleotide messenger RNA. NCBI's taxonomy places the organism in Eukaryota, Ciliophora, Oligohymenophorea, Peniculida, Parameciidae. The record is from the annotation of a GenBank genome assembly.
AUGCAAACAAAUUGUAUUUUGAAGCCACUCUAAUUGCAACCUUAGGUAAGACCAAUUAUUAUAAUAUAGAAACCUAUGAAACCAUUGGCUGGAAUGCAGCAAAAUCUAAAUGAACAUUUUAAUAACAUCAAGAACAUAAUUCCUUAUCAAUUUGUUGAUAAAAUCAGUCCUCAUAUUACAAUUUGUAAGAUAAAUGAAUUAAUUUGAGGUGGAUUGACUCCUAAAAUAACAGAACAAUCUUUAAGACUAGUAUGUUCAGAAUAUGGAAAUGUAGUGAAUAUUUCUUUACGGGCAUACUAUAGGGAUGUUCAAGCAUAGAUAGUAGCUAAUGUUACAUAUGAAAAUGCAUCAUAAGCAUAAUUUGCUUAUAUGGAAUUACAAAAGAAAGUAGAAAAUGGAUUUCAUUUUCAACUUUAGUAAUAUUUUUAUUUAUUGUAGUUAUGGAGGUCCAUGUUAUCAAAGCACAUCUAAAAUAGUGAAAAUAAAGUUACCAAAUCCAUAGAUUAGAGGAAUAAUUGAUAAAUUGGCUAGACAAGUAGUUAAAGAAGGUGUAUAAUUUGAAUAGAUGAUUAAAUAAAGAGAAAUAAACAAUAAUAAAUAUGCAUUUUUAUAUAUGGUAAAUGAUUAGAGAUAAAAAAUAUAUUAGUAGUCAGAAGAGAAUGAGUAUUAUAAAUGGAGAGUAUAUUCAUUUCAAAAUGGUGAUGAUGAAAAAUAAUGGAAGUAGGAACCAUAUUAUUUCAAUCUAAAUGAACAUAUUUAUAUUCCACCUUCAAUUGAAUUGGAAGAGGCUCCUUCAUUUGCCAAAAAAGAAUUGGAAAAAGCUUAAAGUAAAUAUAGCAGUAUUAUAUAUUAUAGUUACAACCAAAAAUAAGAAAACUCAAUAUUAAAUAUUAGAGGAUUAAGAUAGAUUAACAUUUAGUUAGAUGUUAAGGGAAAUAAAUACUUAGAAGUAAUGAUAUAUAUAUAUAUAUAUAAAAUUAGACAUACAAUAGGAAAGGCAAUGGUAUUCUGUAUUGAUCAUCAGAAUUGUCCAGCAGAUCUAAUGUUAAUUUUAGAGGAUUCACUCUUAAAUGAUUCUAUAUGGUCUAUUAAAGUAAUAGUUAAUAAUAAUAUAAAAGCUUGCUCGUUUGUAUUUGAUUUCAGAUAUUUUGAAUAACUGCAAUCAGAAUUUUAAGAGCUACAUCUAGUGGUGUUUGCCUAAGAUUUUUAGUAAUUUAGAUCAAUUACUACCUUAUAAAGAAAAAGUAAUUAUAUUUAUAAUAUAUUAAAAGAUUUUGAAAUUGUUGUAAUGUUGGAGAGAGUAGAAUUUGUUUGACCAAAAGUACUUGAAGGGAUUAGAGCUAUCCUUUUUGUUGAAAGAACAGUCAAUCCAAAUUGAGAGCAUCUCCUCAUAGCUUUAUAAAGUCGAUGGUUAUUUUAUUGAAGGAAAAACUCGCUCAUGUUGAUGAUGAGACACUUGAUCGUAUCUGCCGAAUUAAGGGACUAUGCUCUUAGGGUUCUCGUGAUACAUUAAUCCAACGUUUAGUUUAGCAUAAGUUCUACAACAGAGCCAAUCCAGACGUUUCUCUUGAACAAGUGUCCAAAUUUGUUCAAGUUUAUCGUUACAUUGUUGAUAAGGUAUUUAUGAUCUAUAUUAUCAUCUAAUCAAAGGAUCAAUAAACUAUUAUUUCAUCUUAGAAAUAAUCAUUUACUACAUAGAUACAAAUGAUGCAAGAAUUUCUUAAACUAUUAUAGAAAAGGUUUAUAUUAUAUUACCUUUAGAUAUAAAAAUAUCAUAAGUAAAGAAGGAGAAGAAAUAGAUGCAAUUGAUGAAAGAAUAUAUGAAUUCAAUAAACAUAUAGAAAUCUAAAGAGCUGAAAGAAAUCUAUAUUUAAACAUAGAUGGCAAAGAUCUUACUGAAGAAGACAUCAGAACAAUUGAAGAUAAGAAAGUUCAAGUUGUUACCAAUUAUGAAUUGACUUAUCUACAACCUAAACCACCUUUGCCUCCAGUUCCAACCGAUCCUAUUGAAGUAUUAUUAAUUCUUAUCUUUUAGAUUGAAGUCUAAUAAUAUAGAGAUAUUCUCUUUUAAAGUGGUUUAUAUGAUCCUUUUAAGAUCGAAGAAUUCUCUAAAUCAAAAAGAGCUCAAUUAAUUAAGGCUGAUUAAUUGAAAAAAGAGAGAGAGAAACAAUUACUAUUGAAAUAACAAUAAGAAUUGAGAGAGAGAGAAAAAGAAAGGGAAAGGGAAAGGGAAAAAGAGAGAGAAAAAGAAAGAGAGAAAGAAAAAGAACGGGAGAGAGAAAAAGAACGUGAAAGAGAAAGAUAACGACAUCAUAGUAAUUUGAAUGCAUAUAUUAUAGAUCGUAUUAACAAAAGAAGUAGUUCUAGUUCUGAAUCAGAUAAAAGGAAUUAGAAAAAAAGAUUUGAAGGAAAAUAUGAUCAAAAAUAUGAUUAAAAACAUUAUAAGAGAAGAUCUAGAUCAAGAAGCAAUUCAAGAAAAAAGAAAGCUCAAAAUAAAAAGAGAUGAG